Molecule: messenger RNA, 2255 nt
Organism: Jaculus jaculus (lesser Egyptian jerboa)
Lineage: Eukaryota; Metazoa; Chordata; Mammalia; Rodentia; Dipodidae
Gene: Mgat2
Product: alpha-1,6-mannosyl-glycoprotein 2-beta-N-acetylglucosaminyltransferase
Exons: 2
Coding region: 150-1472 (440 amino acids)
Biological process (GO): protein N-linked glycosylation; oligosaccharide biosynthetic process
Cellular component (GO): Golgi stack; Golgi membrane
Molecular function (GO): alpha-1,6-mannosylglycoprotein 2-beta-N-acetylglucosaminyltransferase activity
Source: RefSeq, a predicted model, not a curated record
UCGCCGCGGGCGUGGGGCGAGGCUGCGUCGCUCGGUGUCGUGGUCGGCGGUCCGCGCAAGGAUGAGAGCGCAGAGGACGCAGGGCCGCUGGAGGCGCAGAGGCCGCCAGCUCCUUUCCUGAGCCGCCCGAGCUCCCGGCCCCGGAGACCAUGAGGUUCCGCAUCUACAAACGAAAGGUGCUAAUCCUGACGCUCGUCGUGGCAGCCUGCGGCUUCGUCCUCUGGAGCAGCAAUGGGCGACAAAGGAAGAACGAGGCCCUCGCCCCGCCGCUGCUGGACGCCGAGCCCGCGCGGGCUGCGGGCCAUCCCGCCGCGUCGGUGGGCAUCCGCAGGCUCUCCAACGAAUCGGCGGCUCCUCUGGUCCCCGCGGCCCCGCAACCUCAGGCGGACAACCUGACGCUGCGGUACCGCUCUCUGGUGUACCAGCUGAACUUUGAUCAGACGCUAAGGAAUGUAGACGGCACCUGGGCCCCCCGGGAUCUGGUGCUGGUGGUCCAGGUGCACAACCGUCCCGAAUACCUCAGACUACUGCUGAACUCGCUUCGUAAAGCCCAGGGCAUUAACGAAGUCCUCGUCAUCUUUAGCCAUGACUUCUGGUCGAUAGAGAUCAAUCAGCUGGUCGCUGGGGUGGAUUUCUGUCCGGUUCUGCAGGUGUUCUUUCCGUUCAGUAUUCAGUUGUACCCCAGCGAGUUCCCUGGUAAUGACCCUAGAGACUGCCCCAGAGACCUGAAGAAGAAUGCAGCCUUGAAACUGGGGUGCAUCAAUGCCGAGUAUCCUGAUUCCUUCGGCCAUUACAGAGAGGCCAAAUUCUCCCAAACCAAACAUCACUGGUGGUGGAAGCUGCAUUUUGUGUGGGAGAGAGUAAAAGUUCUUCAAGAUUAUACUGGCCUUAUACUUUUUCUGGAAGAGGAUCAUUACUUAGCCCCAGACUUCUACCAUGUCUUCAAAAAGAUGUGGAAAUUGAAGCAACAGGAGUGUCCUGGAUGUGAUGUUCUCUCACUAGGGACCUACACUGCCAGUCGAAGUUUCUAUGGCAUUGCUGACAAGGUAGAUGUGAAAACUUGGAAAUCCACAGAGCACAAUAUGGGUUUAGCCUUGACUCGAGAUACCUAUCAGAAACUAAUAGAGUGCACAGACACUUUCUGUACGUAUGAUGAUUAUAACUGGGACUGGACUCUUCAAUAUUUGACUGUAUCUUGUCUUCCUAAAUUCUGGAAAGUGCUGGUUCCUCAGGCUCCUAGGAUUUUUCAUGCUGGAGACUGUGGUAUGCAUCACAAGAAAACAUGUAGGCCAUCUACUCAGAGUGCCCAAAUUGAGUCACUCUUAAAUAAUAACAAACAGUACAUGUUUCCAGAAACUCUAUUUAUCAGUGAGAAGUUUAUUGUGGCAGCCAUUUCCCCGCCUAGGAAAAAUGGAGGGUGGGGAGAUAUUAGGGACCAUGAACUCUGUAAAAGCUAUAGAAGACUGCAGUGAAAAAAACAAAUCCCAAUUAUAAAAGCGAACGUGACAGUCUUCUAUUUUUGAUAUUUCCUCAACAGGAUAUACAAUUGAAUAAAGAGUAUAGGAACUGGUUUCUGCUUUAAUACAAUUUUUUUUCCUCUUGUAAAAGGUGUCCAAAUAUAUAGUAAUCUUUUUCAGGUAUGACUAAUAAGAUUGAAAUUUAAAUUUUCAUUUUGGGAGUUAGGUUUUAAAGCUCAGUCUGUAUCUGCUAAAGAUUAUAAUUAAUUGAUACCAAAAAAGGAGAAAUUUUAUUUAAAUUGCAUCUCUCAAUCUUUUUAUCUGAAACUUUGUACACUUUUCCACUUUCAAAACUUAUUUUGAGCACAGCAAAAUUUAUUUGAAAUUAUCAUAGCAGUAAAAAAGUAUUACAAUGAAAUCAUUAGAGUAUUAAUGAAAGAAGCCCACUUUCAGUCUUAACACAGUUGUUAGGAAGGGAUUGUUUCACUGGUUUAAUAAUUCAAAAGUUAUGUUUGUUAAAUACCCUGUCAAAACAGUCAUUUUCAGUAUUUCAGAUUCCUGUACUAUUGUGUUAAGAUUUGCCUGUGCUUUGGAACCUUCAUAUAACAAACUAUUUGGGAAUGUAUUUGAUAAGAAAAUUUAAACAUUGUUUCACCUCAAUGUAGAAAUACAGUGGUUUUGAUUUUUUUCCUUUUAGUGCUGCCAAAAUAAAUUACUCAUUUUUGCAUAAACAAGGUUCCUAAUUAUUUUGCAGAAAUGUUUUGUUUACACCAAUAAAGGCAGUCUAGAAGCUUUAAA